AACUUACAAGGCAUUUUCUUCUCUCUCUCUCUCUCAUCUUCUGGGGACCUCAAAAUAUAGUAGGUACCACAACACAACACCAUAUUAUGGGUUCCAAAGUCAGGACCCUGGUUUUGCUCUCUUUGUUUUGCUUAGCUCUAUUUGUGUCCUUGCACCAAGCAAGGGCAGCAAAGUCACAUAAUAAUGAUAAUAAUCAUAAUGUGGCUCGCUUGAAGGGGAGAAAGGAGUUGAAUAGAUGUAAUUUGUUCAUUGGAAGUUGGGUUAUUGACCCUUCUUCACAUCCUCUCUAUGACUCCUCAAGCUGCCCCUUUAUAGAUGCUGAGUUUGAUUGCCAAAAGUAUGGGAGACCCGACAGGCAGUAUCUCAAAUACUCUUGGAAGCCUGAUUCAUGUGCCUUACCCAGGUUCGAUGGAGUGAGUUUCUUGAACAAGUGGAAGGGCAAGAAGAUAAUGUUUGUGGGAGACUCAUUGAGUCUGAACAUGUGGGAAUCAUUGUCCUGCAUGCUUCACGCGUCGGUGCCGAAUGCCACCACCAGCUUUGUGAGGAGACAAGCAAUCUCCACUGUGACCUUCGAGGACUAUGGAGUAAUCAUACAACUAUACCGCACACCAUAUUUGGUGGACAUAGAUAGAGAAGAUGUUGGAAGAGUGCUCACACUAAACUCCAUCAAAGCUGGUGAUGCUUGGACAGGCAUGGACAUGUUGAUCUUCAACUCAUGGCAUUGGUGGACCCACAAAGGAGAUUCUCAAGGAUGGGAUUACAUAAGGGACGGUUCCAAUCUAGUAAAGGAUAUGGAUCGUUUGGAUGCAUUUUUCAAAGGGUUGACCACAUGGGCUGGAUGGGUUGAUCAAAAUAUUGACCUUAACAAAACUAAAGUUUUAUUUCAAGGCAUUUCUCCUACUCAUUAUCAAGGUCAAGAGUGGAAUCAACCAAGAAAGAGUUGUAGUGGAGAACUUGAACCAUUAGCUGGGUCAACAUAUCCAGCAGGUCUACCUCCAGCAGCAAACAUAGUGAACAAAGUGUUGAAGAACAUGAAGAAUCAAGUUUAUCUACUUGACAUAACACUUCUGUCACAACUAAGAAAAGAUGCACAUCCUUCUGUCUAUGGAGUGGAUCACACCGGUAAUGAUUGCAGCCAUUGGUGCCUACCAGGACUACCUGAUACUUGGAAUGAACUCCUAUAUGCAGCUCUAUCAAUGUGAAGGUAAGUGUUUCAAGGAGUGUGGCAAGACACCAAUCGACCAAGUUCUGAAGUUACCAGGGAGUGAACGCUUCUUGCCACCAAAAUCUGCACAGACUAUUUGAUUCUUAAGUCAAAAAACAACAUUCGGCAGUUGUAAAUGCUCAUUGCUGUUUCCCUGCAACUUGAACUUUGGUUCUUCAAUUUGAAGCCACCUUAGUCAUUCAUAUUAGUUGACAACCUGCACACAUCCAUUUGGUCAUCGUGACAAAAGACAUCUCUUUUUAUAUAUUCACUUGUUUAAUUCAUUAUCAUUUCUUGGAUUCAGCUAGAUUAUUUAUAUUUUUAUAUACUUUUACUCCUUUGAUGAUUUUUGUUUUUGUUUUCAUCACAUGGUUCCUUAGCAAUAGUAUUCAUGUGUUAUCAUGUUUUAUCACGAA
Messenger RNA from Glycine soja, 1620 nucleotides. Its product is annotated as protein trichome birefringence-like 38. The record is from RefSeq and is a predicted model, not a curated record. NCBI's taxonomy places the organism in Eukaryota, Viridiplantae, Streptophyta, Magnoliopsida, Fabales, Fabaceae. Gene Ontology annotation, molecular function: O-acetyltransferase activity. The coding region runs from base 87 to 1202 and encodes 371 amino acids. The transcript has 6 exons. Gene Ontology annotation, cellular component: Golgi apparatus.